AUGACUGUCGCGAGUCAAGAUACACGCUUCAGGUCCCUGCCCGCCUGGUUCAAGCCCGGCGAGUUUGCCGACCCAGCCUUCAGUGCGGCGACUUACGUGGCUGAUCUGCAGCAGUAUGUACGUGGAUCGGCCCACCUCUCCGUGCUACACGGGGAUCUGGUAGAGGUCAUCAACAAAGAUUACGAAGGCUUCCUCCACCUCACCUCGCGACUUACUAGCGUCCAGGGCGCGGUCAAGCGCAUCGAGGGGCCUCUGGCCGUGGUGAAGGCGCGCGCCAGCGCCACCCGCGAUGCACUGCUGGCAGAGUCCCACGCCCUCACUCGGGGCCUGGCCGCCCGCGCCGACGCGGCCGCCAGCAGAGGCCUGCUGGAGCUGAUGCAGGACCUGACCCAUGUGCUGUCGAAGGUCGACAAGCUGCUGGCGGAGCUCCCACCCCCGGGCGACGCCUUCCUCGGCAAGCAUAGCAGCCCCGAGGCGGUGGAGGGGCAGUGCCACGUGCUGAACCGGGUAACGGCAGAGGUGGCCCGUCUGCAGUACCAGGUCAAGAAGGGGCAGGAUCUGGCCUUUGUCCAGACCCUGGCCCCACGCAUCGUUGCCGCCGCAGACAGGCUGCAGACAUACCUGGACCUCGCGCUGGAGGCAGCCAUCCGCCAGCAGGUCCCCACUGCACUGGGGGCCUGCCUCAACUCCUAUGCGAGCAUCAACCGUCCCCAGGCGGCUGAGCAGGUGGUUCGAAGCACCCUCACCCGGCCACUGGUGGAGCAGACGCUGGCGGCCCUGAGGGAGACCACCCCCGGCGCUGCCGGCGCCGCUGCGCCUGCCCAGCGUCCUGGCUCAGGAGCAGCCCCGGCCGCUGUGCCACCCGCCGCCCCCCUGCCCGCCUUCCUGGAGGCCCUGACGCGGGGGAUGGCGGACGAGCUGGGCCCCUUCCUCGCGCACGCCAUGGCCACCUCCUCCGGCGUGCAUGCCUUUGAGUUCCUGGGCAACGGCGUCCUGGCCGAGGUCCUGGAGGCGGUGCAGGCGCGGUGCGGCGCGGACCUCAGCCCGGGCGUCCCGCACGCCUUCCACGUCGGGGCGCGGGCGGGGGACGCCUUCCUGGAGGCCCUGGAGUCCCACGCCACCGCCCAGGCCCAGGUGGCGCGCUUCAGGGCCUGCCAGCCCUACUCGGCCUUCAUGAAGCUCUGGAACCUGCCUGUCUACUUCUCGCUCCAGUUCCAGGACAUUGCCGGGACCCUGGAGCGACGACUGGGGGAGGCGGGGCUGGCGGACGAGGCGGCGCCGCCCUCCCCCUCCUCCCCCGCCUUCCACCUGGCCGCCACGGCCGCCACCUGGCAGGCCCUGGCUGCCAGCGCCAACCCCGGCUCGUCCCUGCCCCGGCUGGCAGACCGCUUCUUCCGCCUGGGUCUCAUGUCCCUGGCCCGCUACGCCUCCUGGGUCCGCGACGUCGCCGCCCCGGGCCCCGAGGGGUCUGUAGGGGGGGGGGGGCCCGGCGCAUCCAGCGAACCCGGCCCUCCCGGCGCUCCCGGCGCACCCAGCGCUCCCCCAUCCCCGCCCUCCAACGUCUCCCUGGCGCGCCUGCUGGCAGACCUGGCGACGCUGGGCGAGGCGGCGCAGGCGUGCUGGGCCCCGGCGGCGGGGCCCGGGACCCCCGGGGAGGCCUGCGAGGCCUGCGCGCGCGCGGCGGCCGUGGCGGCCGAAUCCCUGGCGGCCGCGGGGGAGGGCGCGCGGGCGCGCCUGGUGGCCGCGCUGGCGGAGGAGUGCACCGCCGCGCUGUCCCAGCUGCGCGGCAUCGUGGCCAGCUUCCGCAUGGCCAAUCGCCGCGCGCCGGCCGCGCCGUCGCCCUAUGCGGGCCGCCUCCUGGCGCCGCUGGCCGCCUUCCUGGCCGCACACGCGGGGCUGCUGGGCGCCGACGCGGCCGCGCGGCUGGCGAGGGAGGUGGCGGAGGGCGUGGCCGGUGCCUACGCCUCGCUGGCGGCGGACACCCUGGCCGCGCUGGAGAAGACGGAGUCCUCCCUGCGCCGCCUCAAGUCGCGCCAGCGGAUGGCCGAUGGCGAAGAUACGAGCAAGGGCUCUGGACUGGAGACCCAGGCGCUCAUCCUGUUGCAACUGGACCUGGAUGUUCAGGCCUUUGCAAGCCACAUCCAAGAGCUGGGGGUCGACCACGGGUCACUCCCUGCCUUUCAGAGGCUCAGGGAGGUCAUCAAAGCGGCACAGGCUGGCGGCGAGGGUCAGAUGUGA
Molecule: messenger RNA, 2238 nt
Organism: Auxenochlorella protothecoides
Lineage: Eukaryota; Viridiplantae; Chlorophyta; Trebouxiophyceae; Chlorellales; Chlorellaceae
Product: Conserved oligomeric Golgi complex subunit 2
Exons: 8
Coding region: 1-2238 (745 amino acids)
Biological process (GO): Golgi organization; protein transport; intra-Golgi vesicle-mediated transport
Cellular component (GO): COG complex; membrane
Source: RefSeq, a predicted model, not a curated record